AUGUUUCCACCGCUGAGUGGCAGUCAGGCAGAGCGCGUGUACCAGCUCGCAGCUGCUCACAGGCUUCUCACCUCUCCACCAGCUGGUGGCCCCACCCGGUCCCGGUACAAUGACGCGGCUGCUUCUCUUAGCUGUUGUGAGCCUCUGCUGCGCACCCCCAUCCCUGCGCAAGGGCCGCAGCGGGGGGGUCCUAAGUGGCACAAUCGAGCGGCGGUGGUGACGCCGUCAGAGUCGUGCAGCAGUGCCUCGUCCGAGGUUCAGCAGGCGGACGCAGGGGGCCUGGUGAAGGGCGCCUGGUCGACCGAGGAGGACGCGCUGCUGCUGCAAUACGUGCAGGAGCACGGCAGCAAGAACUGGGGCAACAUUCAGCGGGUUAUCAGGGGCUUCAAGCGCUGCGGGAAAAGCUGCCGCUUGCGAUGGGUAAAUCACCUGCGGGGGGGCCUGAAGAAAACGGCGCUGUCGCGUGACGAGGAGCGCCGUGUCCUGGAGCUGCACGCAACCCAUGGCAACAAGUGGGCCAAGAUUGCUGCUGAGCUGCCUGGCCGCACCGACAACAAGUCUACCAAUCCGUGGCAUGCCUGCAGCCCCGCCUGGCCGCUCCUCCAGCAGCAGCGCCAUGAGUGGCCUCUUCACCCCGAGCGCCCCCCCGCCCCGCGCAGCAGCCACCCCUGGGCACCCCCGCCUCGACUGCCCGCCAUCAGCCGUGGCUUUUGGCUGCCCCCGCUGGUCAUCCCGGAGGUCCCCCCCCUCGAGGAGGAUGACAACGAAGGGGCCACCCCGCCAGGCCAGCCGGCAUGUCCCUCGCCCCCGCCCCUGGCCUUGCCAGAAGGUGCGCUUGGCAGCAGCCUGUAUCCCUCAUACCGCUAUGCCCCCCCCCUGCCACAAGCUUGGAGACAGGCUGGCCCCCCUCAGGCCUGGGGCCCUCAGGACCAGGGCUGGACCCCCCUCUCGGUGCGCCUGCCCAACACGCUGAGCCCCCCCCCAAAGCCCCCGGUGGUCCGCGCUGCCACGCCCAACGUGGAUGCGUUCCUGAUCAGCCCUUCGGAGGCAGACGAGGACGGCUUCCUGCACGACGGGCGAGACAGCGCGCCGGUGCCGCAGCCGCCCUCCAGGAAGAGGAGUCGAGCAGAGAGUUUUCUUGCAGGGGACGCGGGAAACAUGGCUCUGGCUGACGCUUGGCGCUGGGGGCCGGUCCACGACGGGGAGCUGCUUUGGGAUGGUGGCAGCGAAACGGUGGGUCCAGGGGUCGGGCAGUCGCUGAAGCGGAGCAAGAUGGAGGAGUCGGAGGGCGAGUGCGAGUGGGGGAUCAGCUUCAACACGCCUGGGGGCUGCUCAGGUGAGGGGACGAAGCCACAGACACGGGCCACGGCCUGGCCCGCCACUUCGGGGUUUGCCACUUUCACUCUCGUGGUGACGUCGCCCCUGUACGCUGCCUGCUCGUGUCUCACCCUCGGCGCCCCUGCCCCCUCUUGUGCAGACGCUCUCUCCAGCUGCCUCCUGCCCGCGCCCCUCUCGUCCCCCGGCCCCAGCAGCUGGCCGGCCUGGCUCGACGAGGCCAGCCCGCGGCACCGCCUCGAGGUGGAGGCGGCCGCGGCCUCGCUGUACCCGACCGCCACCGCCUUCCUGGCCAGCGUGCAGCCGGACUGGGGGGCCCCCGCCGGCGAGGCCGCGCUGCAGUGGGCGCUGCCCCCGCUGGUGCCCGUGGACGAGCUGGGCGCGUGCGUGGGGGAGGACGGCCAGGGAGAGCGGCUCAAAAAGAUUGCCAGCUGGAGCAAUUUCUUGUGCGCGGCAGCCGGCCUCUGAUCAGGGACGCGGGGUGUUCCCGGGUGUUCCGCAGGCCCGCGCUUUGUGUGUUUCUUGUGUUGGUAGCCUGGGUGGGUGUAUAUGUAGGGCGUACAAAAGGGGACCCAUGUCAAUUAGGGCGUCCGUGGAGAUUGUGUCUGACUGGUCUAGAGUAUAUUGGUCCUGGCGUGCUGCCAAUAAGCACAUAAGUGUAUGCAUUGAGCAAGCACUCACACGUGCUUGCCGUUUGGUUUUACAUAGGACCAGUUCCAUGGUUCUGCUCCCAGCUAUUAAAGGCGAUGAGGGAGGAACCUUGGAGUCUGCAGUACGUCUAGGUUGGAAGCCCGCGCUCGCGCUUGCUUGGUAUACUGCUUCCGGCACCACCAAAGGUCCGUGGUGUGUCAUACUGCCCGCAUUACUAACGGGUGGUUAAUCUCUAAUCUUGGACGUGUGCUAAUUAGAAACUAGAAAGUAGACAACACUCUAGCUCCUGCUGACUGCUGCUGUCAAGCCCCUGCACGCAAGGUUGCGAGACUCGUCAACUUCCACAAGCUAACUCCGACAGAGGUAGCUUUGCCCGCCAGCUCUACGCGGCGAAGCAAGGUGCUUGAAGCAGCAAGUGUCAAAUUAGCUUUGGUACAAUAGCAGGCUUGAGCGUUGAUCAUGGCCCAUGUGCACUAAGUUGACACAGUCUAGGUCCAGAGUCUUAAUCUGCGGAAUAUAAGUGGGGUUGAGAAAUGACAUGCUCGGAAGAGCUUUGUAAAUGUAGAGCUGAACUAAUAUAUUGGCUGUUCUUCG
Messenger RNA from Klebsormidium nitens, 2580 nucleotides. Lineage: Eukaryota; Viridiplantae; Streptophyta; Klebsormidiophyceae; Klebsormidiales; Klebsormidiaceae. The record is from the annotation of a GenBank genome assembly.